Amphiprion ocellaris (clown anemonefish) is the source of this 887-nucleotide messenger RNA. Its product is annotated as 40S ribosomal protein S27-like. The record is from RefSeq and is a predicted model, not a curated record. The transcript has 4 exons. Lineage: Eukaryota; Metazoa; Chordata; Actinopteri; Pomacentridae. Gene Ontology annotation, biological process: ribosomal small subunit assembly; translation. The coding region runs from base 140 to 394 and encodes 84 amino acids. Gene Ontology annotation, cellular component: cytosolic small ribosomal subunit; ribosome. Gene Ontology annotation, molecular function: structural constituent of ribosome; RNA binding.
CCUGCUGGUUCAUUCUGAUGUAAAUGUUGAUCAGAUCAACAAGAAGCUGCAGGUGAAUCUGGAGGCUCAUCUGAGCGCUGAUAUACGACAUCACAUCUCAUUUAUACCGGACAAAAGACAUCCACUAAACUGAGCAAAAAUGCCUUUGGCUAAAGAUCUGCUGCACUCCAGUCUGGCCGAGGAGAGGAGGAAACAUAAGAAGAAGAGGCUGGUGCAGAGUCCCAACUCCUACUUCAUGGAUGUCAAGUGCAUGGGCUGCUACAGGAUCACCACCAUCUUCAGUCACGCCCAGACAGUUGUACCAUGUGCAGGCUGCUCCAUAAUCCUCUGCAGGCCUCGAGGCGGGAAAUGCAAACUAACCGCUGGUUGCGCCUUUCGAAGGAAAUACACCUGAACAACAACCCUCCCCAUAAGAAGAAUGCAGCAGAAAGGACCAAGAAGUCACGCUCUGCAUCUAAAAUCAUAAAUAGAGAAAUCACCUCCAUCGGAGUGAAACUUCACCCCCUCGUGGGGUUUAAUGGAUCAUCAGAGGUUCUAUGUGAGACAGACCGAGGAUCAUGUGCAUGCAUUUACACUCCUGUAGGCGCUGUAGGUCUGAACUGUACAAAUAUCUAAUUAACGCGAUGAAGCACUUAAUGAAGCGACAUUUGCACUAUUUCAGAAAUAAGACAAAAUUCAGAACCAUCAAAUUGCACAAAAAAAGUCAAAGGAGUCGUGAUUUCUGUAAAACAUUUAUUAGGUUGACAUGGAGGGUGGCGUGGGGCGGUGAGUGAAAUAUUUCAAGGAGAUGGUCUCAGUCAAAUGUGAGGCGCUUUUCCGUGGCCAUGGCAUGAGAUGAAACCACGAAGACCAUCACAAACAAAAAAAUAAAACAUUUGAGGAAUUAA